This is a messenger RNA of Sinocyclocheilus anshuiensis, 1949 nucleotides long. Its product is annotated as disco-interacting protein 2 homolog B-A-like. The record is from RefSeq and is a predicted model, not a curated record. The transcript is spliced from 3 exons. Lineage: Eukaryota; Metazoa; Chordata; Actinopteri; Cypriniformes; Cyprinidae. The coding region runs from base 1 to 450 and encodes 149 amino acids.
AUGGCACCCAAAGAACCACUCACAACAAGCCGUUCCUCUGUGCCGUCAGCACGCAACAUGGAGGAAGAAGCUGAUCGCCACGAUGCCCUGUUUGUGGUGGGUUCACUCGAUGAAACACUGGAGUUGCGAGGUUUGCGUUAUCAUCCCAUUGACAUUGAGACCUCUGUGUCUCGGGCGCACCGCAGCAUCGCUGAGAGUGCUGUCUUUACAUGGACCAACCUUCUGGUGGUUGUAGUGGAGCUCAGUGGAUCUGAGCAGGAAGCUCUCGAUUUGGUUCCCCUGGUCACUAAUGUAGUCCUGAAAGAGCAUCACCUCAUAGUUGGUGUGGUGGUCAUCGUGGACCCCGGCGUCAUCCCUAUCAACUCACGGGGUGAGAAGCAACGCAUGCACCUGCGCGACUCCUUCCUGGCCGACCAGCUGGAUCCCAUCUACGUGGCGUACAACAUGUGAGUGUGGACUAACGUGCUUAAAGCUCAACAUGGCACCCAAAGAACCACUCACAACAAGCCGUUCCUCUGUGCCGUCAGCACGCAACAUGGAGGAAGAAGCUGGCUAGUCCUCUUUCUGCCCCUGCGCUGAGCCUUGUACAUAUUUUUAUGUUCUUUUUAAUGUGAUUGUGGCCUGUUCGACCAAUGGCGGUCACCCGGCUCAAGCCAUCCAACCUUCUCUGGACAUCCAGGAGGGUGGUGCUCUUCUUUUAGAACACAUUUCUGCCCUUUAAAACAGGUGAAAGCACAUCUUCGCCAGUUGCAUUGACUUCGAUAUCCAACUUCUGGUGCCACUUCAGAUUUGCCUCUUCCAUAGAGCAGCGCUUGUGCUCUUGCAGUUAGACCCGAGGGACUAACACAAAGCUUUUCUGCGCACUUUAUCUCCUCUCGUGGCCAGAGGAGUGUCCUUCGGUUUUCAUUCUGGAAGUGCUAACUUAGUUUUAUGGAUCAACAUUAUCACCAGCAAAACAAACAUAUCUUCUUUUAUUCAAAACUGCUAGUCAUUUUAAUGGUUUUAAAAUGUGCCGCAUUUUAUUAUUGCGUGAACAGGUUUUUUUUUUACUCACAUUGCCAAUUGUAACUGUAAGAACUGGAGUGAGGAGGGGUUUGUGGCAUUGUCCUCACUCAAAGCACAGCAAUUUUAACACAAUACAUUCGUAACUUGACAUCUAUAUGCAUUAAACAUGUAUAUUGAGGGUGACAGAAACGUUUGGAGAUGAAGACAGUUCCAUGCCUUAUGAAACUUGUUUUUUAAAUGUGUUUCUGUCUUUAUUUUGAUUCGAGGUGACUGGAAAGGUGAAGAGAUGGAAGGUGUUUGUAUUGUAGUGUCUCACUGGUGUUACUGUAUAAACAAAUGGACCCCGUUAUCUGGUCCUCCAAAAAACUUGACUGAUCUUUCAUAUUUGAUGGCAGUUCUUAGCAGCGGUGACUCAAGGUCAUGAUGCGGAAACAAUAAAAAUCUUUUUACACAUUACAACCGUCACACAAAAUGCAUUGUUUUCAUUGUUUCUCGUAAGCCCCGUUCACACUGACACACUGGGGUCGCCGAGUGGCAGACAGUGAACAACCCUUCAAUGUUUUUUCAGUGUUUUGGAUGUGUGUGUGUGUGUGAGAGAGAGAGUGCGCGUGCUAGAAAGCAAAAAGGGUGUUUUAACCGACAUAUGGAAAAAGAGAAUGUGAGCUAAGAGAGGAAAUAUCUUUUCUAUCUUAAUAAAAUUACAGUAACAUUUAUUAGCACCUAACAUGUUUUUUUCAAAAUGGCCUUAGAUAUCAAAUUUGUAUUUCUUCCUGCAGAUUGUUUACAUGUGAAAUUCUGUGCAGCUCUUUUCUUUAACAAUGCACACAUUCUCAUAACCUUUCUUUUUGUAUUUGUAAUUCAGUUCUUAAUUGUCAAAAUAUUGAGUGUGUUGGUGCAAAAUUCAUAAAGUUUUAUGUUAAUUAAAUUUAUUGUUGUCAUCACUG